This is a messenger RNA of Ceratina calcarata, 2162 nucleotides long. RefSeq names its product T-complex protein 11-like protein 1. The coding region runs from base 1 to 1644 and encodes 547 amino acids. The record is from RefSeq and is a predicted model, not a curated record. The transcript is spliced from 8 exons. Gene Ontology annotation, biological process: signal transduction. Lineage: Eukaryota; Metazoa; Arthropoda; Insecta; Hymenoptera; Apidae.
AUGAUUAGGUGCAGAUACAGUCGUAACAUUACUUCGUAUUUUAAUAUUAUUGCGUUUCUACUCUUUUAUAAUUGUGGUAUUAUAAUUCAAUUUCAAUCGUGUGUAUCAUUAUCUAGGAAUCAAAAAAUGGACGACAAUGAAAAGCCAAAAGAUAAUGCCAAUGAAGCCAGCUCAUCUAUGCCUAUAGCGUAUCAGCCUGAAUCGAAUUCCGAGACCGAAGAAGAAAAUACAAAAGGGGCAAAAGCAGCAAAUUUUUUGAUGGGUGGAUUAGUAAGUGCGUCGCCACCGAAUUUUGUUUCUCUUGAUGAAAUCAUGAAAGCUGCGAAUGGCAUGAAGAAUAUGGCAUUGGCUCACGAAAUUGCAGUCGACAAAAAUUUUCAAUUGCAAAAGCUUGAGCUCGAAGAUGGUACAUUUCACAGGAGAGUGAAAGAAAUUAUGCAUAAAGCUUUCUGGAAUGUGUUAGCCGAACAAUUAGCUGAAGAUCCUCCGAACUAUGCACAAGCAUUGGUUUUAUUAAAAGAAAUUAAAGAAACAUUGGAUGAACUCGUACCAUAUCAUGCAAAAAUUCGAGAAAAUUUGAAGGAAGUGCUCGAUGUGGAUUUAAUUAAACAACAGGCUGAAAAGGGCGUUUUGGAUUUUCAUCAUUAUGCACAAUAUGUGAUUUCAAUUAUGAGCAAAGUCUGUGCGCCUGUAAGAGACGAGAGAAUUCGCGAACUUAGUCAGAAGACAGAUGUUAUUGAGAUAUUCAAAGACAUAAUGGAAGUGCUACAAUUAAUGCGACUGGAUCUAGCUAAUUUCACCAUUACCAUGAUGAGACCGAACAUAGUUGCUUCGAGUAUCGAAUACGAGAAAGCCAAAUUCGCAGAAUUUUUAAAAGUUAAUUCAGGCGGUUUGCAUUUCACGGAAAAAUGGUUGCUGAGGCAUUUUGACUCAACUAAAGGUACAAGUGGUUCAUCAGACGUUAACGCUGUGCGUCAACUAACGCAUUCACUGGUGACCGAAGCUUACCUCGAUCUUUUGGAGUGGGACUUUAGUCCAGAUGCAGAAACUUUGAUGCUCGAUCAAGGGAGAUUACUAGAAAUGCGGGAUAAGACCAACAGAUUAAGCAUCAUAGGAUCUGUAAUAUUGCUAGUAAAUAACACUGUGGGUGCACCAAUUCAUGGAGUAUCUAGCUUUAAGAGAAAUAUUAAACAACAUCUUAAUGUACUCUUGGACUCUGUACAUUCAAACAAGGAACUGGAAACUGUGAUGCCAAAUAUUCUAUUGCAAGUGAAAACAGACUUAAAAGCAACCUUACAAGAGAUUGGUGCUACUCCUUUAUCCCCAGAAAUGGAAUCGUUGCUAGAAGGACAAAUACUGGAUCUUAUCAAUCCAGACCAUAAAAUUAGACAUCUCAUUAAUCUGAGAAUUCGACAAUUUUUACAAAAAAUAAUAUUAACUCAAUCUGCGACUCCGCAACAAGUACCGCCAGGACUUUCAUCGCUACAAGAAGAAUUAACGGCUAUAGCGGCCCAAUUUUUAAUACUUAUUUCUCAUAAUCGAAGCGUAUUUGGAGAGUACUAUCAGGAAAUUAUUAGUAAGGCACUUAUUAAAAAAGAAGAAAGUAACAAGGACACGAGUGAGGUUCAUACAAUGGAGUUGUAAAAAAAGUUAAGAUUUUAAACUAAUCCUUUGUAAGGAACACAUUAUAAAAUGUGUCCAUCAAAUAGCACAUUAAUUAAAAAAAUAAUUAUAUAUAUAUAUAUAAAAUUAACAAUUUAUUUGUUUUCAUAAUUUAAAUAUUUCUAACAAAAAAAACUAUAUACUAAAAAUAUAGAAAUAGAAGCUUUAUACAAGAAAGAUUCUGAUGUUGAUAUAAUUGACACCAUUGCACGGUUAAAAAAAUAUACGCUUUACAUGACAAAAUAAUAUUUUUACACAAAUUACAAAUACUAAUUGAUUCGUUUUCAGUAUGAUAUAAGCGAUACGUUGCAUAAUAGAAUAAGUUAACUACAGCUUAAUUUCCAUUGUUUAGUAUGUACUGCCAACUACGAGUUCUUUUCUGUCUUUGGUGCUUCAACAUGUUUUCCAACUAUUAUUUUAAGCACUGCAGUCAAAAACUAAUGUAACAUAUAUUUGUACAUACAUGCUAAAAUAAAUUAAAUCAAUCUGUAAUUAAAUUA